GCAACAUGGUGGACCAUCCUGAGUUUGAGAAGGCUGGCCAGCAGGCGGGCCUGCAGAUGUGGAGGAUUGAGAAGUUUGACCUGGUGGCCGUGCCAGAGAACCUGUAUGGAAGCUUCUACACGGGAGACGCCUACCUCAUCCUCAACACUAUCAAGCAGCGCUCCGGGAACCUGCAGUAUGACCUGCACUUCUGGCUGGGUGAGGACAGAACCAGGAGCAGGAUGGGUUGCAUUACAAACCCUGGUGGAUAUGAUUGAUGUCAUAUAAAUACUUUUACUAGAAUGGGCAUCCUCCUUCAAGUCACUGUGACUUGUGGUGGGUGUGUACUGUAAUUCUAUCUCAGUGAUUGAUGUGCACAGACAGAAUGCUGAGUCAGGCCCAUGUCAUUGUAUUGAUCAUGCCUGCGUCUAGGCAGCCUGUUAGAUAGAACCUUAGCAGAAUGUUAUGGGAAAUGGACUAAGUGAGUGAUACUCAAACUUGGUUCAUUCGAUGUACCGGUAUGUGUCCAUUGAGUUUUGCUUUAGGGAAAUAGUCAUCCAUGACAUCUGUGGAAUCUAGCAGACUAAGCAGCCAAUGGGGGUUGGGCCUCCGUUGACAAAGACAAGAGAGCAAACGUUACAAUUCAGAGUGUGAGUUUAACCUCUGUGGUUUCUCUGCUCCAGGCGACUUCUGCACCCAGGAUGAGAGUGGAGCAGCAGCCAUCUUCACUGUCCAGAUGGAUGACCAUCUGGGAGGUAAACCCAUCCAGUACCGUGAGGUCCAGGGACAUGAGUCCAAAGUAUUCCUGGGUUACUUCAAGGCUGGAUUGAAGUACUUGGUGAGGAGAUGUUAUUUGAGAUGACAAUUAUAAUUUUAUUUGAUAGUUUUAGCAUUAUUGCUACAAAUCCUGGCCAUGACACACAUAAUAUUGCAUUCAUACCUCAGGCAGGGGUAUUGUUAUAAACUAUACAGUAGUCUCUAUACCUAAAUGGCUUUGGAGUACAUCAACCUUUUAAUGGGAAUAAAGUAUGCCCUCCUUGUAUUAUCCCCUUGUUGGGAUAAUAAAGUUAAUCUAAUCUAAUGGAGGAAAUAUGCCCUAGAAAUGUGAAUGGCUCCAUAAUAACUGUGCCAUAUCUUUUGUCACUGUUUUAGAAAGGAGGCGUAGCAUCUGGGUUCAAACAUGUUGUUACCAACGAGGUGGUUAUGCAGCGGCUGCUACAGGUCAAAGGUCGGCGUGUUGUCAGGGCGACGGAGGUGCCUGUCAGCUGGGACAGCUUCAACCAGGGAGACUGCUUCAUCCUGGACCUGGGCAGCGUGAGUUACCAUUAGCAUCCUCCUUCAAGUCACUGUGACUUGUGGUGGGUGUGUACUGUAAUUCUAUCUCAUUGAUUGAUGUGCACAGACAGAAUGCUGAGUCAGUAUACUUUUAACUUCAUAGUACAUAGCGUCAUCAAACAUUGGCGGGACAUUUCAAUAAAAUAAACAGAGAGAAAAGAGAAACUUAAGAGAAAAGACAAACUUUUAAUAGAGAGAUUGUCUGAAUACAAUUAAAAUUCAUGCAAACGAAUUCCUGGUCGAUGCUGACCACAUCACUUGUCCUCUUUGUUGUGUAUCCCUCCUCCCACAGGAGAUCUACCAGUGGUGUGGCUCCCAGAGCAACCACUUUGAGAAGCUGAAGGCCACUCAGGUUGCCAAGGGUAUCCGUGACAAUGAGCGCAGUGGGCGAGCCCGCGUGUACGUGUGUGACGACGGGGCAGAGAGAGACAAGAUGAUAGAGGUGAGAUCAUAAACAGCUAAAGAACAGGAGAGUCUUCUUACUCUCUUUAUCUCUCUUUGUUUCUGUGAUUGGUUGAUGCUUAUUAUGGUGUUUAAUGGUGCAUAAUGGACUUUUGAAUAAACUCCAGCUGUGGUUAAAGCAUUGUUUAAUUUUCUAAAGUAUAUCUAAAAGGGAUCUUCUCUGUGCGUCUUCAGGUUCUGGGAGAUAAACCCGACCUUCCUGAAGGAUCUUCUGAUGACAUCAAAGCAGAUGCCUCAAACAGGAAGAUGGCCAAACUGUACAAGGUGUGAAUACAGUGAACAAUCUACUGAAACCAAGACCAACUGGUCUAGCUGCAUUAUGAGAACAUCUCAUAUAGACCCUGAGGACUUUUCACAUACACGUCUCUGAUCUCUCCUCUAAAAUUCUUCCUCUGUCGCUCCUCCUCUCCCCCAGGUGUCAAAUGCCAGUGGAGACAUGGCCAUGUCCAUGGUGGCAGCAGAGAACCCAUUCUCUCAGAGUGCCUUGGAGUCCAGCGACUGCUUCAUCCUGGAUCACGGCUCCGACGGCAAGAUCUUCAUCUGGAAAGGUCAGCUGGGGUCACCCAAUAUCAAAGACGUUUAUGAUCAGCUGAUUUUUCACAGUUUGUAACACUCUCCACCAAUUCAGCCAGUCAAUGAAAGCAUAACACUGUAGCUGGACUUGUUUUGGCAUGGUAUGGCUGCUGUCAUGUCCAUUUGGUAACACAUAGCAUUACAGACCACAUUUAGAGAAUGAGACAUUGUCUUGGACAGUGUCAUAUGAUGAACUUCAACAGAGAGUAUAUGAUGACUAGGUGAAAAAUCUGUCGAUGUGCCCUUGAGCAAGGCACUUAACCCUAAUUGCUCCUGUAAGUCACUCUGGAUAAGAGCGUCUGCUAAAUGACUAAAAAUAAAAUAAAUAAAAUAAUGCAACCAGGGGCGUAAUUUCAGCUUAACCUCCAAGGAAGUUUUAUAAAAUUGAAGCUCAUUUACUGCAUUUUUACACCAUUUAAAAACUGUAAAAUGCUAUUUGGAGAACAGCAAAAACAACUUUCAGCCAUUAUCACCUUGUUGCUGUAGCUUCUUUCACCUCCGUCAAUAGGGGACUUAACAUUCUACAAACACGUCAUAAAAUAAUUAGUUGCUACGCACUAGCUCAGCACCGGGAUUAAAACUCUAGUUUAGUUUAAUGUGAAGUCAAACAGCAGUUACCUAGCCAAAGCCAUCUACUAUAGCCAUCUUUACCUCUGCACUGUUUUGAGAAAAAUUCUUGCUAUUCCCUGCAGCUGCAUCGAAGCGCUUUCCAUAAAGCCAGCCAGCUACACAAACACCCUUCCCUCCAACUCUCAGGUGUCCGCAUAGUUCUAAAGUCAGCCUUCUAAUACCACUAAACUGCAUUUGCCUUUUAAUCGUGAUUGGAAUGAUUUUAGUAGUCUAUUUUAAAUUGUUGGUGUUGAGCUAAGGUAUUGCGACUGCCAUACCCAAUUGAUGCCACUGGAUGCAACUGAAAGGUGUUGUUCUUAUUUCAAAAGAUAACUGUCCUCCGUUAUUUUUCAGUCUUUAUAGUUUCUAAGUGGUUGAAUUCAUUAAACCCACUUUUUGUAUUUCUCUCCCCUCUUCCACACACUCUUACCCAGGCAAAGAAGCCAACCUGGAUGAGCGUAAGGCAGCCAUGAAGGCAGCAGAUGAGUUCAUCAAGAAGAUGGGCUACCCUAAACACACCCAGGUGCAGAUCCUGCCGGAGAUGGGAGAGACGCCUCUCUUCAAACAGUUCUUCAAGAACUGGCGUGACAAGGACCAGACGGAGGGUCUGGGUGUGGCCUAUGUCUCCAACAGCAUCGCCAAGCUAGAGAAGGUGCCAUUUGAUGCUGCCACGCUCCACGACUCCCCCGCCAUGUCUGCCCAGCACGGCAUGGUGGACGGCGGCAACGGAGACAAGCAGGUGGGUGGACAAGACGAACGGCUGGUCCUGUGCCCACAUUGUACAGCAAGCCUUCCCAGUAAUCUUUCUUAGAGUAACUAUCAGGAUGAGUAUUGCUGUGAGUAACUAUCAACUUUAUGUAUUAGGGAUAUCAUACAGUAAUAAGCAUUCUGUGAGCUAAUCUAUGUAGACUGUGAGGGAGGUAUGCUAGGGUUUCAGCCCAAUGCAGCCAGUAGAGGAAGGAUACUAAAGUAGGAAAUCUCUGAUGAACAGAUAGCAACGAAAUGAAAGGGGUAUGAAUUUGUAUUUACAUACAGUACAGUGGGGAAAAAAAGUAUUUAGUCAGCCACCAAUUGUGCAAGUUCUCCCACUUAAAAAGAUGAGAGAGGCCUGUAAUUUUCAUCAUAGGUACACGUCAACUAUGACAGACAAAAUGAGAUUUUUUUCUCUCCAGAAAAUCACAUUGUAGGAUUUUUUUAUGAAUUUAUUUGCAAAUUAUGGUGGAAAAUAAGUAUUUGGUCAAUAACUAAAGUUUCUCAAUACUUUGUUAUAUACCCUUUGUUGGCAAUGACACAGGUCAAACGUUUUCUGUAAGUCUUCACAAGGUUUUCACACACUGUUGCUGGUAUUUUGGCCCAUUCCUUCAUGCAGAUCUCCUCUAGAGCAGUGAUGUUUUGGGGUUGUCGCUGGGCAACACAGACUUUCAACUCCCUCCAAAGAUUUUCUAUGGGGUUGAGAUCUGGAGACUGGCUAGGCCCCUCCAGGACCUUGAAAUGCUUCUUACGAAGCCACUCCUUCGUUGCCCGGGCAGUGUGUUUGGGAUCAUUGUCAUGCUGAAAGACCCAGCCACGUUUCAUCUUCAAUGCCCUUGCUGAUGGAAGGAGGUUUUCACUCAAAAUCUCACAAUACAUGGCCCCAUUCAUUCUUUCCUUUACACGGAUCAGUCGUCCUGGUCCCUUUGCAGAAAAACAGCCCCAAAGCAUGAUGUUUCCACACCCAUGCUUCACAGUAGGUAUGGUGUUCUUUGGAUGCAACUCAGCAUUCUUUGUCCUCCAAACACGACGAGUUGAGUUUUUACCAAAAAGUUCUAUUUUGGUUUCAUCUGACCAUAUGACAUUCUCCCAAUCCUCUUCUGGAUCAUCCAAAUGCACUCUAGCAAACUUCAGACGGGCCUGGACAUGUACUGGCUUAAGCAGGGGGACACGUCUGGCACUGCAGGAUUUGAGUCCCUGGCGGCGUAGUGUGUUACUGAUGGUAGUGUUUGUUACUUUGGUCCCAGCUCUCUGCAGGUCAUUCACUAGGUCCCCCCGUGUGGUUCUGGGAUUUUUGCUCACCGUUCUUGUGAUCAUUUUGACCCCACGGGGUGAGAUCUUGCGUGGAGCCCCAGACCGAGGGAGAUUAUCAGUGGUCUUGUAUGUCUUCCAUUUCCUAAUAAUUGCUCCCACAGUUGAUUUCUUCAAACCAAGCUGCUUACCUAUUGCAGAUUCAGUCUUCCCAGCCUGGUGCAGGUCUACAAUUUUGUUUCUGGUGUCCUUUGACAGCUCUUUGGUCUUGGCCAUAGUGGAGUUUGGAGUGUGACUGUUUGAGGUUGUGGACAGGUGUCUUUUAUACUGAUAACAAGUUCAAACAGGUGCCAUUAAUACAGGUAACGAGUGGAGGACAGAGGAGCCUCUUAAAGGAGAAGUUACAGGUCUGUGAGAGCCAGAAAUCUUGCUUGUUUGUAGGUGACCAAAUACUUAUUUUCCACCAUAAUUUGCAAAUAAAUUCAUUAAAAAUCCUACAAUGUGAUUUUCUGGAAAAAAUAUUCUCAAUUUGUCUGUCAUAGUUGACGUGUACCUAUGAUGAAAAUUACAGGCCUCUCUCAUCUUUUUAAGUGGGAGAACUUGUACAAUUGGUGGCUGACUAAAUAAUUUUUUUCCCCACUGUAUAUAGCUCUGUUUUGGUAGCCUGCCACCACUAGGGGUCACAUAAUGUGUAUGUUUAUGUACAGAUCUGGCGUAUUGAGGGAUCAGACAAGGUAGAAGUGGACCCCUCCACACACGGACAGUUCUAUGGCGGAGACAGUUACAUCAUCCUCUAUAACUACCACCAUGGAGGACGCCAAGGGCACAUCAUCUACAUGUGGUAAGACAGACACUAAAGUAAAAGUACAAUGAAACAGUAGAGAGACCAUCAGAAGAGAUACAUUGCUAACUAGAAUAUCUCUCAGGCAAGGAAGUGACUCUUCCCAGGACGAAAUUGGUGCUUCAGCCAUCUUGGGUGCCCAGUUGGACGAUGAGCUUGGUGGUGGGCCUGUGCAGGUAAUGAAUGUGUGUUUGUGAGUGGGUGUGUAUAGAAGAAGUGGCUUUCUUUUCCCAUCGCAUAUUCCUUUUUUCUAUGGUUUCCUCUUAGCCUCAUCAGUCCAGUAACCUCCUUCCUUACCAGUGUGUCACUCUCCCUCUUCCUCCUCUCCCUCCUCCUCUCAUUGCUUCCUGUCCUUCAUUUGCUUCCUGUUUGUCUCUCCAGGUUGCAGGUGCUCCUAUUACCACCCAGGUACUCUCCUCUCAGGGCUGUAGAACUCAGUACAGAGCAGUGUAUUUAACUGAUAUGGCUCAAUGUGUUUACAGAGAAAUCAGCUGGUUCAAAUCAACAGGGACCCCAAACAGGACAUUCCAGGGCCAUGUUUAUGAGGGAGUUCCCUUUAUCCUCUCUGAUUUUGUUGCUUCACCACUCUGACACAUAGUUACUGUUCCCAGACGAGCCAAUUCCCAGACCUGUUGUAGGGACAAAGAGCUGUCUUGCUUGUCCCUAUGAGAUGUAUAGAGGCCACCAGUGAUUCGAGGUCAGCGUUUCCCAAACGUUUUGGUUUUUGCCCUAGCACUACACAGCUGAUUUAAAUAAGGAACUCAUCAUCAACCUUUGAUUAUUUGAAUUAGCUGUGUAGUGCUAGAGCAACAACCAAAACAUGCACACCUUGGGGUCCCCAGGACCGAGUUUGGGAAACGCCGUUCUAGGUUGUCUUAUAUACUGCAGUUCUUUAUGAUUUAGCUAGAUCAUGCCUUGGCUCUGUAUAAGGUUCCAUGCACUGGGAAUGUCUGCGACCACCUCUUUCUGUGUUUCUGUCUGUUUGUGCCUGUCAGUGUCUCACCUUCCUGUCUAUAGACAGGGUGAAAAAGUGGGAUCUGCAAUACGUAGUUAUUUAAUUGAUGUGUUAUAAUGCAUGACUAACAGUAAAGCCCACCAGGGUGGAAACUUCAGGCACAAACCUGUUUCUGUUCCAUCAAACUGUUCAUGAUGUCUAACAGCUGAUGACACACAUCAUCAUACAUACAUUUGUAACAGUGUGAUUCAUAGUCAUGCAACAGAAACAGAAUUUAGAGGAACUCAAUGAAUGGAAAUACAUGGCAAUUAGUAAUCACACUAAACAUCCAAGAUUGCAACAUUGCCUCACACGUUUUCAGUACAGAGGUAGACUUCUUCAUUAACUCUAAUCUCUCCGAUUAGUAGUCUCCAAUUUUGAAAGCAAAAAAUACUGAACAAGGCUUUGUGCAGGCUCACGCAGGUCCCAAAAUGACAGGAAUGGUGUUAAGAGGAGAACAAAUGCACUCUUCAGUGACUAAACAGUGAUAAAUGAACAUAGUCAGAUUUUGGAUAGCCCAUCUCUGGUGAUAGUUAGGGACUAUCAAUAAAUUACACAAUGUAAGCGGGAUAAUAUUUUCAUGUUCCACAUCUUUUAGUUGUCUCAUUAAAUGCUUUCAAUAUUUGUAUAUGAUUUUCUACAAUUUAUAGUUGAUUUUAGGUUUUUAAGUCAUUGACAUUUGAAGCUAUGGACCUUUUAAAAUAUUGUCCCAUGUACAUUGUGUAAUUUACUGAUGGUCCCUAACUUGCCCCCAUAGGGAGAUCGAAUGUCAAACCAAAUUGACCAUGGGCAUUACGUUUGGGUCGCAUGCAGCUGCACUCUGAAUUGACGAUUACUUGGGUGCUGCCAGCUGUGGGAAGGAUUCAAAUUAACCCAACCCACGGAAAACUGUUACUGUACCCGUCAUUCCGUGACAUACUAAACAAUUUUUUCCUAUCAUCUCGCAAAUCUCAGUUUUGGACGAGACUGACACUAUUUACACUUUGUAGUUAAUUUUUACACUGAAAUACAUUUUUCUGACUGAUAUCGAUGCCAGGACAUUUUCUAAACAAGAAGUUGCUUUUUAGGAGCAGUUGCUCUUUAAGGGGAGGGGGAGAGAGCAGGCUUCUUUGUGCUGGCAGAUGUCGUGUCAAGCUUGCUGCAUCCACUAAACAUGACGUCCUGCUGUCAGCCAGCCAGCCAGACAGACACACAGCAUGCUGGGAGAGUAGGGUGGGGAGCGCUGUAGAACACUUGGCGCUUAGUGUUUUCGUGCCUUGUUGUUCAGAGCUCACUGCUGCCACCCUGUGGGACAUUUUUGCAGACACAUGCAAGGCUGCGUUGCAAUUAUGUCCGUAGAUUUCCAAAUAGAUGUAAUUAAAUACAAUUAUAUUCUUCCAAAUAUCCACUGCUUUUUGUUUUUCACCGCAUCGGCCCAUGUUGACCAAUACUUCCCACAGUUGUGUCAAGUUGGCUAGAUGUCCUUUGGGUGGUGGACCAUUCUUGAUGCACACGGGAAACUGUUGAGCGUGAAAAACCCAGCAGCGUUGCAGUUCUUGAUACAAACCGGUGCGCCUGCCACCUACUACCAUACCCCGUUCAAAGGCACUUAAAUGUUUUGUCUUGCCCAUUCACUCUCUGAAUGGCACACAUACACAAUCCAUGUCUCAAUUGUCUAAAGGAUUAAAAAUCCUUCUUUGACCUGUCUCCUCCCCUUUAUCUACACUGAUUUUAAAUGGAUUUAAUAAGUGACAUCAAUAAGGGAUCAUAGCUUUCACCUGGAUUAAAAAUCCAAGCUAAUCAUGGCUACCCGGACUAUUUGCAUUGUCCCCUCCACCCCACCCCUUCUUUUUACGCUGCUGCUACUCUCUGUUUAUUAUCUCUGCAUAGUCACUUUAACUCUACCCGCAUGUACAUAUUACCUCAAUUACCUCGACUAACCGGUGCCCCCGCACAUUGACUCUGUACCGGUACCCCCUGUAUAUAGCCUCCCUACUGUUAUUUUAUUUUACUGCUGCUCUUUAAUUAUUUGUUAUUGUUUACUUAUCUAUUUUUUACUUAACAUGCAUUGUUGGUUAAGGGCUUGUAAGUAAGCAUUUCACUGUAAGGUCUACACCUGUUGUAUUCGGCGCAUAUGGCAAAUAAAAGCUGAUUUGAUUUGAUUCACCUGGUCAGUCUAUGUCAUGGAAAUGUUCUGUAUACUCAGUGUAACUAGUUUGCUCUGUGUGGUCCAGGUGAGGGUGGUCCAGGGCAAGGAGCCAGCUCACCUCAUGAGCCUCUUCGGGGGGCAGCCCAUGGUGGUGUACAAGGGAGGUACGUCCAGAGAUGGGGGCCAGUCCGCCCCCGCAGAAACACGACUCUUCCAGGUGCGCUCCAACUCUGCAGGGUGCACAAGAGCUGUGGAGGUGAGUGACAUGGGGACAAUGCCUCUCAUAUUUCAGAAAUUAGCUACUAAACUGCAAUAUAUUUACAGACAUGACACUCGUGGUCAUUUUCUACCCACCAUGUCUCAUCCACCUCUAGAUUGAUGCUGUGUCCUCCAACCUGAACUCCAACGAUGCCUUCCUCCUGGUGACUCCUGGAGCCUCCUUCGUGUGGGUUGGCCAGGGGGCCAGUGACACUGAGAAAAAUGGCACACAGCAGCUCUGUGUUAUCCUGGGGGUGUCCUCCUCAGAACUGCCUGAGGGCGGAGAGACCGGUAUGUACAUUGUACCAAUGGACAUUGGCUUUUCUUUGCUCUGUGGCUGUCUGUGGCAUGUCCUAGCUAACUGACUAUUGUGUGUCUCUAUGCAGAUGAUUUCUGGGAGGCUCUGGGAGGGAAGUCAGCGUACCGCACCUCCUCCAGACUCAGAAGCAAUGACAAGAUGGACGCCCAUCCACCCAGGCUCUUCGCCUGCUCCAACAAGACUGGAAACUUCAUUGUGAGUCCCAUUAUUAUUACCAUAAGCCAUUCAUGGUUAAACCUUUAACCCUGGUUUUUCUAAUGCCUUGUCGACUUCUCCACCCAGAUUGAGGAGGUGCCUGGGGAGAUGACCCAAGAAGAUCUGGCCACUGAUGAUGUCAUGAUCCUGGACACAUGGGAUCAGGUAGAUAAAUUAGCAUGUGGUAUUUUCUGAGAUGUGAACGUUAUUAAGUAUGCAGAUAUAGGACCUUAAUUUGACCUAUACUUUAACAGCAAAAUAAGGUGGACGAAAGUAGACUACAUAAAAAGUGCAAUACUCUUAAUAUAACCCUGUCUUAGUGUGGGUUGUCAGUGAAUUUAUGUAAAUCACAAAGCUCAUCAGCAUUUCCUGCGGUAAAGGAACAUUCUCAGCAACAAAAGAGUGAUCAAAUUAAGAUCCUACACCUGCACAGUAACACAAUGGAUAACAGAUGAAUUGCUGUACAUAGUCUAAUAAAAGUUGAAUAUCCUCUUCUAGGUGUUUGUCUGGAUCGGGAAUGAAGCCCAGGAAGAGGAGAAGACUGAGGCGAUGGCCUCCGGUAAGUAAUAAAAUGCAAAACAACUGCUAAAUUUAACAAAUUCUUAAUUAAUUAUCUUGUAGACGUUUUUACAUAGAGAAUGUUCAUGCCAUCUUGCUUUUUUGAGUGCAUUACUCAAGACCAAAAUCAUUUGAUUGAGAAGCUUCCCACUGGGAAAACUGCUCUCUAUAGAACUACAAUUUAAUCCCCUCCUCCCCCAGCUGUGCGUUACAUUGAGACGGACCCUGCCAACCGUGACCGCAGGACACCCAUCGUGAAGAUCAAGCAAAGGUUCGAGCCACCCACGUUCUCCGGCUGGUUCCUGGGCUGGGACCAUGAGUACUGGACCAGCAACCCCCUGGAGCGGGCCAUGGCUGAGCUGGAGCUGUGAACCGUCACCUUUAACCCCUAACCCUGCCGCCUGGCUUUACCGCACGCACUGAGCAGCUCCAGUCAUGAGACUUUCAAUGGGGAAGCCUCUAUGCCCCGCCAACCUCCUUUCUUCUGACUGCCAGUGGGAGAAUGAUUUUUGUUGAAUUUUUAAAAUUUUGAAAGAAAUGUGUCAAAGAAUAUUGAGCUUUUAGGUUUGAAUGUGUUGCUUUGAUUAGAGAGUAGAAGAGGCUUUCAUACCCCUGUAUAUCUGAUACAGAGCACAGGUGCACUAUCGCAACGCCAUUAAGGUACUGUGAUAGACUAGCUCUACUCCCCCACCACAUGUAAAACAUAUGUUUCUCAUUUCAUGUUUUCGUAUUGUCAUGAUAAUGUUUUGUGUCAUUAUUUCAGCCCACCCCUGCUUCUAAAUUCAUCCAAGGAUAUUUAGGAGCAGUGACCAAUGGAUUCUCCUGAUAAUAAACUGGAGACUUUAUUAGCUUUUAUACAUAUGGAAAUAAGCAUGCAAGUGACCAAUAACAAGGGCUUUAAUGGAACCACAGGCUUAGAUAAGGCUUUGCACCUGCUACAAUCUGCAUGGAGAUUGAAAUAUAUUUUUUGUAUGAGAUAUUUUCUACGUGUUUUCUACGAUGCCAACAACAGUAGGCUGUUUCUAUUCAGUAUCUCACCAUUAAGAAACCUAGCAUAUUACAAUCAUCUGAACCAAGA
This is a messenger RNA of Coregonus sp. 'balchen', 11330 nucleotides long. Lineage: Eukaryota; Metazoa; Chordata; Actinopteri; Salmoniformes; Salmonidae. The record is from the annotation of a GenBank genome assembly.